AUGGCCAAACCUCCUCCACUAGUUGUCAGGUUGAUUGGGAUAGGAAAAUACGAGUAUUACCCUUUUCUUGACGCAAAAGGGGACACCAAUGCCGACGACCUUUACAAUUUCCUUAACAAGGAAUACAAAGAUGGCAGAGAAUGCGACAUAAAGGUGGUCAAAGAUGCUACGAAAGAGGCGAUUCUGGCAGAGCUGAGAUCCCUUCGGGAACCAGUCGAUCGAACCAAGGGAAUAGUCGUUUUCUUUUCUAGUUACGGAGGCAGCACGGGCGAAGGCACCUCGAUAAUAUGUCCUACGGAUAUUGCAAGAACAGAGAAGAGUAAAGGUAUCACCGACAAAGAGCUUACGCAGUUAUUUGACUCAAUUGCCAAGUUCCGCGGGAAAAAUAUUACCUUUUUCCUGGAUGCCCCUUCUUUGGCCUUUGAUUGGGGAUGGCCAACCUCUGAGGGGUGGGCCCCUCCCUUGGCUUAG
Psilocybe cubensis is the source of this 471-nucleotide messenger RNA. RefSeq lists its product as uncharacterized. Gene Ontology annotation, molecular function: cysteine-type endopeptidase activity. Gene Ontology annotation, biological process: proteolysis. NCBI's taxonomy places the organism in Eukaryota, Fungi, Basidiomycota, Agaricomycetes, Agaricales, Agrocybaceae. Bases 1 to 471 code for a protein of 156 amino acids. The record is from RefSeq and is a predicted model, not a curated record. The transcript has 3 exons.